Messenger RNA from Manis javanica (Malayan pangolin), 548 nucleotides. Lineage: Eukaryota; Metazoa; Chordata; Mammalia; Pholidota; Manidae. The record is from RefSeq and is a predicted model, not a curated record.
CAUGGCUAUAUAAGGAUCAGCUCUCCUGUUUUUCCUGGUAUCUGCUGUUGGGUCGCUUUCAAGUUCAGCCAUGUCCGGACGUGGCAAGGGUGGGAAGGGUCUGGGCAAAGGCGGCGCGAAACGCCAUCGCAAGGUGCUGCGGGACAACAUCCAAGGCAUCACCAAGCCUGCCAUCCGCCGCCUUGCCCGGCGCGGCGGGGUCAAACGCAUCUCCGGCCUCAUUUACGAGGAGACCCGCGGGGUGCUGAAGGUGUUCCUGGAGAACGUGAUCCGGGACGCCGUCACCUACACCGAGCACGCCAAGCGCAAGACGGUCACGGCUAUGGACGUGGUCUACGCGCUCAAGCGCCAGGGCCGCACCCUCUAUGGCUUCGGCGGCUAAUGUUUCUGUUUUCAUUGCCAGGACCUUGUAUUUGCCAACCAAAGGCCCUUUUAAGGGCCAUCCAACUACUCAAAAGAAGAGUUGUACUAUUCAUUACCUAACACUUGAUUCUGCACCUAAAGCUGUAGUUCAAGUCAACAGUAAUACUGAUACAUCUAGAGUUCGA